AUGGCAUCUAAGAUCAUGGACUCCCUCGAGGUUGCCCCGAUCUCCAACUGGGACACUCAAGAUGAAGACCAAUGGGCCAAGGUUGUCCACACCCUUCGUGUGUCUGCACCGAGCUCCUAUUCUGAGGAGCGUGGCACUGUGUCAGGAGUUGAUUGCAUGGUUCGCGUCAUGCAGCAGAUCCUCGCCACCCUGCAUCGCAAGGACGCCCAGUGUUUGGUCCACAGACACCGCCAGCGCAACCUGCUGCUCAAUCUUGCCCAGCGCGAUCUCACGGCAACGACACCCGCGCAGAGGAAGAAUGUCCAGACGUCGAGACGCUUCGUUUGGCAGGCAUUAUGCAAGGCCAUCGUCGGCGCUCAGGGGACCCUGAGCUUCGAAAAGAUCGACCAGCACCCGUAUAUGCAAGAGAACAUCUGGCAGGACAUCGAAUUGCAGGCAUUUUACCCAUCGCUGAUCAAGCCGCGUGGGCAGGACCGCUUCUACGACCCGUCCCAGCUGGAGACAUCCCCUAGCGAUCUGGACAAGGUCCGCACAUCACAGAGUCUCUUCACGUGGGACACUAGUGUCCACAGAGACCUCACGGAUGUGUUUGAAGACUAUUUUCGCCAGACCGUCCACGAGGGGGAGCACGGCACUUACACGAUGAUGUUCAAGUUCCCGCAGAUUGCUCGGGUCUGCUUUGACCCCACGAAAAAGAAGCUUGAGUCCUUUUGCAUCCGAAACAUUUACCGAGUGUCCAUGAAGACAAGGGCUCAGAAGUGGGAGCCCGAGUCUGGCGGCGGCGGCAGAAUGACAGCCGUGUACUCAAAAACGGGAACCGUCAGGGUCUACUCGUUGAUCGCUGUCGUCCGCCUGCGGAAUGACGCCGAUGGGCAUGACUACGUCCGUCUCUACGACCCGCAAGGCCGGCCAGUCGUCCCCCAGGGCUCGGAGCCACAGUUUGCGUCAUUUUACAACGACAAGUGGUCUAUAAGUGAACAGGAUCACAAGUAUAUGUUGUACUUUGCGCCGAUUCUGGGCCCGCAGAAUAAAGUGCUGUCCGUCAGCAAGACCGCCAGCGAGGUGCCUCGGCCAAGAGACCCCCUCCCAGCAGGGCAGGUGCCGCCGGCGCAGCUCUUCGAGGAGUGGGCCAUCCACAAGGCGGCUGAGGUUGAGCAGGAGGCCAGGGCUGGACAUAGCACAGGCCAACCUCAUCAGCAGACCUCACGAGGAGACGAGCAUCAGCCAGAGCCAGGGACACGAGUGGUCCGGCCAAACGAACAUGACGAGCCCCCGAAAGCGCCCUCGCCGAAGCAGCGGGAGAAGAUGCCCAAGACGAGCGCUCAGAACCCUCUCCCAACGGGCAGCUCACAUUCCAAGCCGCCCAUGACAGCGGAGGAGCAGCUGCCCUUGAACCGAGAGAGCUCGAGCACGCGGCCGGGUGCGUCGCAGUCAUUCAGCUCGCUCCCACAGCCAAGCUCUGCCGCGGUCACCGGCAGGACCACGGGCCCCAGCUCGGUUGCGCCGUCCAGACGAGGCGACGUAGGCACGGAUGAGCAACCAUUGGUAUCAGACAGCGCCUCGUCGUCCCCAACAAAGCUGCCACAAGUGUCUGGUUCAACCAAGAUGGCGCGGACCACACCAGGCAGAAGGGCUGAAGGCAGCGAGGCAGGCCCACCCAAGGCGCCACAGGCGUCGGAGAAGGCCAAAUCUACAGACAAGGCUACCUCCAAGGCUACCGCCAAGGCUACCUCCGUAGGCAAAAAGUCCACGGGCCGUAAGUCCAACCGCUCUUCCCCUGAACCUGGGCUGAAGAAGCGGAAGAAGCAGGACUUGCCCAGCUAUAGCUCCAGCUUUGAGGAACAGGAGCGAGCCAAGGCAAGGGAUGCGAAGAAGCCGAGGGAGUCGGAGGAUAGGGGCAAGGGCAAGACGUGA
Messenger RNA from Diaporthe amygdali, 1914 nucleotides. RefSeq lists its product as uncharacterized. Lineage: Eukaryota; Fungi; Ascomycota; Sordariomycetes; Diaporthales; Diaporthaceae. The coding region runs from base 1 to 1914 and encodes 637 amino acids. The record is from RefSeq and is a predicted model, not a curated record. The transcript has a single exon.